This is a messenger RNA of Gadus macrocephalus (Pacific cod), 2178 nucleotides long. RefSeq names its product tumor protein D52 (gene tpd52). The transcript has 7 exons. Gene Ontology annotation, biological process: B cell differentiation. Lineage: Eukaryota; Metazoa; Chordata; Actinopteri; Gadiformes; Gadidae. The coding region runs from base 1015 to 1740 and encodes 241 amino acids. Gene Ontology annotation, cellular component: cytoplasm. The record is from RefSeq and is a predicted model, not a curated record.
ACACACACACACACACACACACACACACACACACACACACACACACACACACACACACUUCAAUGUAUCGGACUGAGGCAUUUCUGCUACUCUGGGCUGGACAGGCCUCACUGGAUUAGCGCCACUGCUGUAAUCUGGGACACUGCAGAUUACAUCGCUUUUCAUCUGCGACCCACCCCACCACCCACGUGUCAUGUGACCCGCUCUCACUAAUGGAACCUUUUCAUUUGUUGUCCUCCUCCAUUCAAUUGUAUGACAAGAGGCUGGGAGAGUGAGAGAGCGUGACUGAAAAGAGAUAUGCACCCAGGAGUGUGACUGGGAGCAGGUGAUUGCCACGUUGUAGAGCUAACAGUGAAUAUUGCUACUGCUGUUGCUACUGGUCGAUAGAGAUGGACUGGUACAGAUUGGUACCGUGAAGGGCAACUGGAUUGUUCCGAUCCAACCUUUGGGAUUACAGCGGAGAGGAGAGGCGGUUCAUGUGGGUGUGUGUGUGUGUGUGUGUAUGUGUUACAACCAUUGGAGUGUGUUUGUGUUUGAGAGCGUGUGCGUAACAGCAGGAGCUGGCGGCAUUAGGUAACUCAUUCACACCCGGAAAAGGAGAGAAAACUCUCACAUGCGUCUUGGCCUGGGCUUUUAUGGAGUAUCCUACUGCUGUGUAGGCGGACGCACAGAAGGAGGCUCGGAGGACUGCAGAAACCCACACAGACAUGCUCACACACACCGAUCGAAACACCUUUUAACGCAUGUGACACGUUUGGCUUCACUAAGAAACACACAACGUCUCAACAUUCUAGUCCUACACAUAACGCAAUCAAAUGCGCACGCAUACAAGCGCGCACACGCAUGCAACCACUCACUAGUGACUGCUCUCAGGCACUGUCACAUGAGGGCACUUAGCGCGGUAGCUUUCUCUGCGGCGCAAGGAGCGGCAGCGGGGGUAGGUGGGUAGCGGACCGAGGAGCUACAGCCGUGUCUCUCCAGCGCACGUCUCUGUACCUGGGGAGCGGAGGGCACAUGGAGCCCCUGGAGGACUACCACUCCCCGUUCAACUUUGAGCAGGGCGUCAACGCCAGCUACAUGUACCUGUCUCCUGAGUAUGGAGACACGCCGCCCGGCUCCCCGGCCAGCCGCACCAGAGGUCAGCAGAUGCUCUCGGACCCCCAGCCAGAGGUGGGCGAGGACGCCGUCUCCUCCAUGGGCCCCGCCCCCCCCGCCCUGGUCCCCAGCCUGUCCCCGGAGGAGCAAGAGGCGCUCCAAGGAGAGCUGGCCAAGGUGGAGGACGAGAUCCUGACUCUGUCCCAGGUCCUGACGGCUAAAGAGAAGGAGCUGGCGGAGAUCAAGAAGAAGCUGGGCAUCACGCCUCUCAACGAGCUCAAGCAGAACUUCUCGCGGAGCUGGCAGGAAGUCACCACCUCCAACGCCUACCGGCGGACGUCCGAGUCCUUCUCGCUGGCCGGUCUGAAGGCCUCCGCUGCCCUCUCCACCAUGGGCUCCGCCAUCAGCCGCAAGCUGGAGGACGUCAAUAUUCGCUCUUUACAGCAUUCAGCUAGCAUGCCUGUGAUGAGGAACAAGCCCACCUUCAGGUCUUUUGAAGAGAAAGUGGGCACUCUUAAGACCAAGAUGAGUCCGUCCGGGACCCUCAGUAACCAUGACAACCAGGAUGGCAGCGCUGGUUUGGACCCUGAGCCUUUGUUCAGCCAACCCAACGAACUGCCAAACCAGGAACCGCCCACCCACUGACACACACACACACACACACACACACACACACACACACACACACACACACACACACACACACACACACACACACACACACACACCACGCCUCUUGACCUCUGACCUUCGAACCCCCGCCUCAUAUAAUCUGUUUUGGCCCCAUGCCCGUGUCCUUUUGUGUGUCGGGACCCCUGCUUGUAAUUGGAAACAAGUGACUUUUCUCUCCUCCAUGUUUCUGUGGUGAUUUAAUGUUCUUCUUUCCUGUCUGAAGCGUGCGCUUGUUACUUAACCGACAUGGGAUUGAAGGCACGUGCUUGAUGGUGGGUUAGGGUUGUCGGGGGGGUGGGGGGGGGUAUGCGCUCUCAAGCCAAUCGUAUGUAUUACACUUCAGUUUGAAGGCUAGCACACGCCCGCUUUUGCAGAAUAUGUUGAGAAUAAAGAUCUGAGUUGUUGCCUGAA